AUGCUAUGUUCCACACUGAUCCCGGACGCCUUCGAUGAAAAGCCCGUGUAUUUCUGGAGAUGUAAUCAGCGCCCGCUUCAAGUUAAAAGUUUGCUGGGAUACGUGCAGGAUUCAAUCGCAUCGAGAACGGCGGGAUUCGAGUGGAUGUCGUCUUCAAUCCGCAAGCAGCUCGUGGCCGCUACUCGAGGGGUCAACGUACAGGUCGGAGGUUUUGAUGGGUUUUGGACCAACGAGUACUUCUCCGAAAGCUCCGUGAAGAUAUCUUCGGUCGACUGUCCCGACGUUCAGUUGUACUUGGCGUUCACUUGUCCUCGCACUGUGGAGAUACCGGAGAAUGCCUCUUAUUUGGAAACUUUCAUGAUCAACUAUUUAUCGGAGCCUUCCGGGGAUCUGCACGCUGUGUUGAACAAUCCGGUUGAUCGACUCGAGCUUCUUUGGACUUCGGGAUUAUCGCCGUCUACAGUGAACGCGUUCUACAGUCAUGAGUACAACAUAGCACUGUUUCCUUUGGCCUACUUGCAAGGAGCAUUUUUUCCGAGGGAUGUGCCGGGUUAUUUGAAAUUCAGCAGCAUCGGAGAAACGCUUGCACAUGAAAUGCUUCACUGGUUAGACCCGAAAGGACAUGCGAUUGACGCAAAAGGGAACAAGUAUCAAUCAUGGCGGGAAUCUGAGACGACGAGAUACGACGCGUUCAGUACUUGCUUGUCAACGCACUACGUGGACACUUUCAAAAACGUCACUUUGAAGGGAACAUUUUAUCCGAACUAUGACCCAUGGUUCGCUCUUCCUGAGAAUUUAUGCGACGUGCUGGGGCUUGAUUUUGCCAUGGCGGCCUACCGUCGAUGGGUUGACGACCAUGGUCGCGAUGUGAUGUUGCCUGGCAUUGACUUCGAAGCGGAUCAAAUUUUCCUCAUCAACGCUGCCCAGAUGUCGUGCACAGUACUGGACGAUUGGUGGCUUGCGUACCUUCUUGAAACAGAUGAGCAUACGCCAGCGAGUCAACGGAUAAAUGGACAAAUGAGCAACUUGGCGGAGUUCGGAAAAAUUUUCAACUGUCCGGCGGACUCACCCUUGAACCCGAAGAGCAAAUGCACGUGAGUGCUUGUGCCGAACCUUCGUGAAUAACGUCCACAUCCGGUGAUGCAACUCGAGGGACCCCUGUUGACUCGGAUCUUGUGCGAGCUCCAAACCGGCCGCAUUUUCAGCUUUUCUCGAGGGUAUUGUGAUCGUCGCGUUCAGCCGGGCAUGAACACUCAAGUCAGGUGUUGAAUGUCUGAUUCGGAAGCAUUUUUGAAGAAUGUUGACGAUUUUGUAGGGUGUGCGUUACCGUCGGGUUCGUUGUACGUGGAUGCUACGGGAUUUGUGCGAAUUUUUUAUUAUUAUUUUCAGGCGUGCGCUUUUUAAAGAAAAUUCGGAUUAAUGGAUGUGUGUAUCCAUGCUCAAAGGUUUCAGCAGCGAAAUGUUGCUGUUUUGUCCUUUCGUACAAACUUUCUUCACAUCAGAUGAACAUCUUUGUGCCUGAACGUCCGUUAAAAUGGGGCUACUUUCGGUCAUGCAAGAUUCGGAUCGAAGAUGGUUUUUCGUCUUGACAUUUUCAAAGUAUCGGAAAACAAUUGCACUAGGUGCUUCAUCUUUUGGGAAAUUUUUACUGCCUGGAGACACAGAGAAGCAAUCACGCCACAGGAGGUUGUGAGGAAAACAAGGAAUAUUUUGCUUGUGACCGUUCAGGGCAAGCGCAGGAAAUCGUCACCCUUCAAUUUUUUUAUUAUCUUCAUCAAAGGGUAGGAAAUCCAUUUUCCUUCCUUAUCAAUUAGGGAUAUUGUCAGAAGCAAAAAAUAAUAAUGCAUCCCAGAAACAUGAAUGAUGAAAAAGUUGCUCGGAGUAUAAAAGAAAGUCACACGACUGUCGUAGCAUCCUAUGUAAUUUUCAUUUCUCAGAUGCGCCCGCCGUGUGACAAAAAGAAAUCACUUGGUUGUUUUGUCGAUGCGUUCAGUCCGCAUUUCCCAUUUCCGCUCAACGCUGCGAACGUGGAAAUAUUCACAUUGUGGAAAAAAACAAAAGAAACAAAAACAAAUGUGACGUUUGCAAUUGGCUCGUCAGCAAAAAUCCUGGGCAUCUCGCGACGGUGUUCAACGUUUCACAUUCGGCUCACCAUCCGUGCAAGUGUGAAGUCUCAUUUUUUUUUGCGCUGGUGUAUUUCGACGAUGAAUUUGUGUAAAAAUAUAUCGUACGCUUCGUUUGUGCA
Notodromas monacha is the source of this 2245-nucleotide messenger RNA. Lineage: Eukaryota; Metazoa; Arthropoda; Ostracoda; Podocopida; Cyprididae. The record is from the annotation of a GenBank genome assembly.